Alternaria incomplexa is the source of this 1338-nucleotide messenger RNA. RefSeq lists its product as uncharacterized. Bases 1 to 1338 code for a protein of 445 amino acids. Gene Ontology annotation, biological process: lipid metabolic process. NCBI's taxonomy places the organism in Eukaryota, Fungi, Ascomycota, Dothideomycetes, Pleosporales, Pleosporaceae. The record is from RefSeq and is a predicted model, not a curated record. Gene Ontology annotation, molecular function: phosphoric diester hydrolase activity. The transcript has 2 exons.
AUGAAAGGGGCGAUACUUUCCAUGGUGUGGCUUGCUGGCCUCACUGCAGCCCAGAGUAGCUCGGCCUCGGUCUCUCCCUCAGUCAUAACUUUAUCUGGGUCGCAGCGGAGUCUGACAGGCGAUGAUGCGGCUCCAAACCCAACCGUCCCCUCGGAUUUCGAGGGCAGCACCUUUGCGACAGUAACAUCGGCCGCGUCGUCUGGGGCGUCUGGUAGCACAGCCUCGUCCAACGGCACGGCUUCAAUCACAAGCAGCGCACCACCCGUCACAAACAUCGGAGGAAACAACAGAACACUGACACCGACUGGCACCGAGACCGCUCCAGCGCUGCCCUCCAACACUCAGCCUUGCAACAACUACCUCGAGUUCUGCAACCGCAAGUAUUCCAAUAUUACCGAAGUAGCUGCGCACAACUCGCCCUACACACGAAAGAACAACAUUGCGCGCAACCAAGAAUACGGCGUGACGCAACAACUGAAUGAUGGCAUCCGCAUGCUGCAGGGCUCAGCCCACUACGUCAAUGGCACGCUCUACUACUGCCAUUCUUCAUGCGACCUGCUCAACGCCGGUACCGUUGAAGACUACCUCCGCGAAGUCACGGCAUGGGUAGCAGAUCACCCCUUCGACGUCAUCACGAUUCUCUUCGGCAACUCCAACUGGGACGAAACGACCGAUGACGGCAAGCCACUCGUUACGUCUUCCAACUUCGCCGAGGCGAUCGAGAAGUCCGGUUUGAUCGAAUACGUCUACCAGCCACCCAAGACCGCCAUGGAGCUCAACGACUGGCCAACGCUUGGCGAACUCAUUCUCCACAACAACCGUGUCGUCACCUUUAUUGACUACAAUUUCGACACUGAUGCGGUGCCAUACCUGCUCUGGGAGUUCUACAACAUGUGGGAGACGCCCUUCUCCCCAACCGACCCCGAUUUCCCUUGCACGCUGGGUAGACCCGAGGGCAUGUCCGAAGAAAAGAUGAGGGAAAUCAUGUACAUGGCCAACCACAACCUGAACGCCGAGAUCUCGUUCGCUGGACUGAACCUCCUCGUGCCCAACGUGGCGGAGAUCAACCAGACCAAUGCGCUGGAAGGAGAAGGUAGUCUAGGUCGCAUGACCAACACCUGCACCACCAAUUGGGACCGCCCACCAAACUUCCUCCUCGUCGACUUCUACAACCAAGGGCCCAUCAACGGGUCCGUCUUCGAAGUCGCCGCCCGCGCAAACAACGUUACAUAUGACCGCGAAUGUUGCGGCACUGCGUCUCUGGGCAACGUGCUGCUUCAGCCCAGCGCCACAUACUUUGGCUUCGUCGUUGCGAUUGUUGCCGCCUUGAUUCUAUGA